AUGAACGUGGAUCUGGAAUCGUUGGCCGAAGCCACUUCUGGAGCUAUAGGAUCAUUGCUCAGUUCAACAAUUCUCUACCCACUUGAUACCUGCAAGACUAAGUAUCAAGCCGAGGCACGUUCUCAUGGUAAUCGAAAGUACAAGAAUCUCUCUGACGUGUUAUGGGAAGCAAUAUCUAACCGUCAGGUGCUUUCCCUUUACCAAGGCCUUGGAACAAAGAAUCUUCAAUCCUUCAUUUCACAGUUUAUCUACUUCUAUGGCUACAGUUACUUUAAAAGGCUGUACCUGGAAAAAAGUGGAUAUAAAUCCAUUGGAACAAGAGCAAACUUGUUAAUUGCUGCUGCUGCUGGGGCUGUCACAGCCAUUACAACUCAGCCCCUGGAUACAGCCUCUUCAAGGAUGCAGACAAGUGCCUUUGGAAAGUCUAAAGGACUAUUGAAAACCCUUACAGAAGGCUCAUGGAGUGAUAUAUUUGAUGGCCUUAGCAUUUCCUUGCUUCUGACUUCAAAUCCUGCAAUUCAGUAUACAGUGUUUGAUCAGCUGAAACAACGGGUACUGACAAAUAAACAUAACACCGCUGAGAAAGGAGUAUCUCCAGCAUCACUGUCUGCGUUUAUGGCCUUUCUUUUAGGUGCAAUUUCGAAAAGUAUUGCUACCUGUCUAACAUAUCCUGCCAUCAGGUGCAAAGUCAUCAUUCAAGCUGCCGAAGCGGAUGAAGAAACUUCUGGAAAAAAGAUUAAAUCACCGAAAACUGUGUCUAGCGUUCUCUACGGAAUAUGGCAAAGGGAGGGCAUUUUGGGCUAUUUUAAAGGAUUACAUGCUCAGAUAUUGAAAACUGUUUUGAGCUCGGCACUGCUCUUGAUGAUCAAGGAAAAGAUCUCUGCCACUACCUGGGUCCUUAUUCUUGCAAUUAAAAGGUAUAUCUUACUCCCAAAGGGCAGGGUUAAGAACUUGUAA
Vicia faba (fava bean) is the source of this 957-nucleotide messenger RNA. Lineage: Eukaryota; Viridiplantae; Streptophyta; Magnoliopsida; Fabales; Fabaceae. The record is from the annotation of a GenBank genome assembly.